UUGUUUUAUUCAUUUAGAAUAACACAAAAAUUCUAACUGUCAUUACUAACGUACUUACAUACCUUUUUUAAGAAGUAUAUUUACAAUUUUUUUAAACAAAGGCUAGAUUUUAAUGUCGAGAUGUACUCUCAUACAUCACUAAAUACACUGGACACUUGCGUACUUGCAUAAAUAUAUCAAAUUAUUAUAAAAAUGGCGACUUAUGUGAAAGACAAAUCUGCGGCUUUUAAAAAAACAGGCGAUGGAACCGCUCUCCCCAAUAAACAGCGGUCGGAGGCUCGAAUGAAAGCGUAUACAUCCGCUACAGAUGCAAGAGCCUGGGUAAAUAAUGUGACUGAUAAUAAACAGUACAUAGUUGACUUAAUUGGUACAGAAUUGCCGAAGCAAAAUCCGCUUGGAAAAUAUGUACCAGUUGAAGUGUUGAUGAAAACUUUGAUGAGUAAUAAAGAUGCUGAUAUAAAGCGAUUGAAUGGUAUCAUCAAAGAAAUGGAAAGCUUUAUAAACACCUUGCAUUUAAAUGCUCAAGAAACGAUGCAUUACAAUAAAUUGAAAGAUUCUUGGGCUGUUGGUGAUAGGCCAUCUUGUACAACCGAUGAGUCUCUGAGAAGUAGUAUUCCACUUUCCGAAUCUAAAUAUGGUCGUACUUCGUCCGAAGACAGAUUACGACGACCUCCUUCAAUACAAACAAGUCCACGUACUGCUUCUGAAAGCAGAAUAGCUACUCCUCGGUCUGAGCCAAUGCAGACUUCGGCAAGUGAAUCUGAUUCUGGCAAACCGGAUCAUCAUCAGCGAACUCCUAUCCGCCUACAUGCAGACAAACACUACUCCAGUGGUUCCACUGAAUCUUACACUACAGCGCAAAGUAAAUUUGCAUCAGAAUUCUCAACUGGCGAAUCACUUACAACAAGAAGUACCGUGCCAUUGGUUCGUGUUUUGCCUCUCAAAGUCAAUAGCCACCAUAAAGAUGUGCAAGUUAGUCAUUCGGUGGAGUCAACUGCAUCGCAAACACAAACCGCAAAGCCGAAAGAAAUGGUUAUGGUUGAUAGAGCACAACAAGUAGUUUACGAAGGAACGCAACUGAAGCUAAAGUCAUCUUCGGCGCUGAAAAGUCGUAUUCCCGUACCAGGUCCAACUGGCGAUAUGAAGGUUGGGAAAAUUACGCAGACUCCAAUAAUUUCCAGUCAUGACAUUCAAACUGUAUUUGAUGCUUUUACGGCAGACAAGCAAAUGACUACGACGGCAUAUGAGAAGUGCUUUGAGUGUGAAAGAAACUUAUUAACAAUUCGUCAAACAAUGGACCAAAUGGAAGAAUUGAAGAUUACGUUAGAGGAACGCGACGAUAAACUUCAAGCAAUGCAAUGUGAAUUAGACAAAAUGAAGGCAGAUGUAUUGGACCAAGAAAAUAUAGACGACGACAUUUCCACAAUGGCUAACCAUAUUGCAAAACUACGUGCGUCAGGUAGUACAGACGAGUUGAAGAUUGUUAGCAGCGAACUUCAAUUACUCAAAAAGUAUUGCCAGAAACUAAUCUAUAUCAAGUCGGAUAACAAAAAGUUGAAACACGAAAAUGAUAAUCUACGAUCUCAGCUAAAUAUAUCUCGAAGUAUUGGCACAUUGAAGAAGUCUCAUUAUACUUUAGUGAGCAUUGAACCGAAUACAUGUUUGCGUCGUGAUGAUUAUUCGGGAGACGUGGAUUUACGUAAUAAACUGCAAACAAAAUGUAUAGCACUUAGGGAAGUUACAAAACAACGAGAUAAAUUGCAAGCAACCAUUUCCAAACUUGAAGCAAAACUGAAAAAAUAUGAUCAUCUUAAUAAUGAAAUUACGAUCUUUAAAGAAAGAUCUAAAGUUCUCGACACUGUCAUUGAAGAGAAGCUGGGACUAGAAAGACGUUUGCACCGACUGGGAAAUUUAGAAACGGAAAUGAUGUCGUUGAAAGUUCGAGCCAACAAAGCGGAUGAACUUCAACGAGCUUUGGAAAAUGCCCAAAGCAAGUUGUUGCAAAUGCACAGCCAACGUAGUUCCUCCCUAAAUACAUCGUUUUCAAUAGAUGGUAAUAGUAACAGCAUGACUGCACUGAUGGAAGACUUGAAAUACAAAACACGAGAAGCGGAAGUACUGCGUGUUGAUCGUGAUAGAAUGCGUGUGCGUCUAGAAGAGCUUUCACAUUUUGAGCAUGAAUAUAAGCUAUUGCAGGGUAAGGUUCGAACGUUGGAAGCUGUGCGAAAUGAACGUGACGCGUAUAAAUCAAAAACGAUGGAAUUAGCCAGUCUGCAAGACGACUAUGUUUUACUAAGAGAGCAAGCAGAACAAGUACAGAUUUUGACUGACGAAAGGGAUACGUUGAUCCGCAAAGUUCAUGAUUUGGAAUGCGUGAUUACUGACCAAGAGAAUGAAAUUAAUCGACUAGUCAUGCAUAUUGAUAGAUUAUCCAGUGGAGCAGACAAACAUCAGGAUAGAAUCAAAGAGAUAAUAACGGAAUUGCGCGGUGAGAUUGAAAGCAAAAACUUGCUCAUUUCUAAUUCUGAAACACAAUUGGCGGAUGUACAAGAACAAUUAAAGCAUACAAUUGAUACACUGACAAAAGAAACGUGUGCUUUGAAGCAACAAGUUUCCGCAGCAAAUGCUUCGUGUACAGUGUUCAAAAAUCGUUUAGAACGGCUCUCAAAACAACUAACGGAAACUACUGUUGCAUUCGAGAAGGAAAAGAAAACCUGUGUUCGAUUUAAGGCAGAAGUUGUAGCGUUAAGUAGAGAUAAUCAGAGAUUGCAAGAAAUUGCUGAUAACAUGAACGCUUUAACUGAUGCGGGCAAGUUGAAGUCUAUUUUAGAUAAGUCUCAUGCGGCUAGUGAAACUGCUGCUAUACAAUUAUCGGAUAGUGAGACCGUAAUGUCACGCGCAGUUAAUACUGAAUCUGUUACACAUAUCAGACCACUUGCCAGAAGUAUUCAUACUACUGUAGCAUCUACUGAAUAUGCUGAUUCCCGAGGACAAAUAUCCUCUUUAUUAACUGGGAUUAAGAACAUCCCAACACAUGACUAUUCUGUGGUUAAACAGCAAACAGAUCAAGGAAUUGUUGUAGAGCACAGUGUUGAUGCAAUUAACUUACCGUCACCACCUAGUGGAUCAAUUCGACUUGAAGAAAAAGCUGUUCAAUUUGCUUUGUCUGCUCAAGCAAGUGAAGAUAAAGAUGAUAAAGUUGUUUGUACUAAAUCACGGACUCCACCUUGUCGUAUAAAUGUUGAUUCCUCUACAAUAUGCGUUGAUAAUAGUGAUGAUUUUCUACAUCUACAACAAUUACAAGAUGAGGGAAAAUUGUCAUUAGAGGGUAUUAGUUGUGUAUGCAGAGGCAUUCAAGCAGAUAUUUGUGAAUGUGUAGGCCCAACUCAACAACAGAUUCUUCCACAUAGUGAAAAAAUGAUAAGCGUUGAUAAUGCGCUAGAUAUGAAAGGUCGAAAACUGGAAAAACGUGACAAACUCUCGCUUGAAAAUAUUACGUGUGUUUGUGAAGGCAGUCGAGCAAAGAUUUGCUCUUGCAGUAUUUCUGAUAAGUUAAGAACAUACAGAACUACAGAAGGUUAUAUACCACCUUGCCGAAGGGGCCUACAAGUAGAUGCAAAUACUAUUUGUGUUGAUAAUGAGGAUGAACAACGUCGCCUUCAAAAUUUGGAAUACGAAGGUAAUUUAUCCCUCACAAAUAUAACGUGUGUUUGCAAGAGAACUCAGACGGCAGUGUGCGUAUGUAAAAGCGCAUCUAUGCCGGGUUUUACUGCAGAAAGUUCAUCUUUAAAAGAAACAAAUGUAGGCAAGAAAGUUCCACCAUGUCGUCGAGGCUCCAAUGUGCAUUCUGACACUAUAUGCGUUGAUAAUAGUGAAGAUCAUAGUCGGCUUGAAAAGUUGGAAUUUGAAGGAAAACUAUCAUUGGAUAAUAUUCGUUGUGUUUGUAGAGGAACUCAGGUCGAAGUUUGUGAUUGUACAGAUUCUGGAACAGGUUUAGAUCAAAAAAGAAUUUCAAAGGGUCGUAGAGGUUCCGAUAUACUUUUAAGUACGAUUUGUGUUGAUAACAUUGAUGAUCAGCGUCGAAUCCAAAAAUUGGAAGACAAAGGAAAGCUAUCACUGGAUAACAUUCGGUGUGUUUGUAGAGGUACACAAGCGGAAAUUUGCCAAUGCUUGGAUUCUAAAACAAAUUUAAAGAAGAAAAAGGUUUCACCUUGCCGUAAGGAUUCAAAUGAUUUGUAUGAUUCAAUUUGUGUUGAUAAUACUAAAGAUCAACUAAGACUUCAACAAUUGGAAAAUGCGGGUAAAUUAUCAUUGGAUAAUAUUCGCUGUGUGUGUCGAGGUACACAAGCAGAGAUUUGCGAAUGCCCAGAUCUUGAAAUUCGAAGGAAAGAAGAGGAUCAAAUUCAAAGAAAAGACCAAAAUCAACAGCUGCGGCAACAGGAAGCGGAAGAAAAACUAUCAUUAGAUAAUAUUCGUUGUGUGUGUCGUAGUACACAAGCAGAGAUUUGUGAAUGCUCAGAUCUUGAAAUUCAAAGGAAAGACCAAGAUCAAAUUCAAAGAAAAGACAAAGAUCAGCAUUUGCGGCAACAGGAAGAUGAAGAAAAACUGUCAUUGGGUAAUAUUCGUUGUAUGUGUCGUGGUAUACAAACAGAAAUUUGUGAAUGCCCAGAUCUGGAAAUUCAAAGGAAAGAAAAGGAUCAAAUUCAAAGUAAAGACCAAGAUCAACAUCUGCGACAACAGGAAGAUGAAGAAAAAAUGCCAGUGGAUUAUAUUCGUUGUGCCUGUAAAGGAAUCCAAGCAACUGGUAAAUUAUCAGAGCAAAAUAUGAAUAUAGAUGAGCAACCUUUGCAACACUUGGUAUCUGAAGAUAAAAUAGCAUUAGCUAGUAGUAAAUCAGGAACUAUGUCCAUUAGCAAAGAUAUCGAUACGGGCAGUAAACUGAAGGCUGAAUUAUUACAAAAAGAACGUGACAUGAUUGAAUUGAAAAAGCAACGUGAUACAAUUGGUUUGGAAAAUCAGGCACUUCGUAAACAUGCAAGUGAAAUCAAAAAUAUCGCGAAGAGUCAAAUUAGCGCAUUAUCAAAUGAAUUGAGGAAAUCACGCGAGGACUGGGCUAAAACAGAUGAUUCCAAAACAGUUGCUGAUUUACAAGAACAAAAUAAACUGUUACAAAAAGAACUAUCAAUGCUAAGGAAAUUACAAUGUGAAUGCAACCAAAUGUACAAAGAAAAACUUCUUGAGUCGUCAGUAAAACUUAAAAUACCCAAAGAUGAAUCCCAACUACCCAAAUUAAAAUAUAAAAAGUUGGAAGAUGAAGCAAAAUUCUCACGUGCAAAUAUUCUUUGUGUGUGUAAAGAGGUACAAACUGAAGUUUGUGAAUGUGCAGAUGGAGAUUUAAUUACAUCAGAAAGUAAGCAAAAAGCUUCCCCAGUUUUGCAAGGAAAAAGUUUAUUAGGUGAUAAGAGAUCAGUGAGCCAAAAAGGCACUGAUGGUGGAAUUUCAGAGCAUCCAUCCGAAAGAGGAUUGUAUAUGGAAGAUAUGAGACCGAUAGAAAGUACAAAGUACUCGGUACUUCCAUCAGAAAGCAAAAAACCUUCCGAAUAUUAUAUCGAAAAACAAAAGCAUCCUGAGGAAACUAGAACUAGAGAUAGUGAAAGGAUACUUGCCCCGAGUGAAAGCAUAAAAGUUCAAAAAUAUCCUUCUGAAAUAGGAAAACAUUUUGACGAAACAAAGCCAUUUGAUAGAGAUCUCGAUGUGGUUAGUGCAACAGAAAAGAAGCGAUCCCAAGAACAUCCUUCGGAAACAAAAAAAUACCCCGAUGAAGUUAAAUCAAGCGAAGAUACUCGUCUAGAAAAACAUCCCUCAAAAAUUGGAAAACUUCCUGAAGGGAUCAAGCCUACUGAAAGUCACGAAUUCUUGGACCGCCAUGCAGAACUAGAGAAUUAUUCUGAAAGAGCAAAACCUAAACCAGAUAAGGAAACACUACUAGAAAAACCGAUACAUACAGAUGAACUUGAACAAAAAGUGCACAUGGAAAAAGAUGCUGCAAAAGUAGAUAAAGUCAUUGAAGAGUCCAAAAAAGGUGAGAGUCCGGUCUCCGGACAUCCAAAACUUCAAGACCGUCAAUCGGAAAUAAAAAAACAUCCCGAAGCAGCAGCCGCGGAAAUAAAGCCAACCCUGAGUCAUGAGCCAAAAACAUCAGAGACUAAAGAACCUUUAAAAUCUUCUUCAGAAAUAAAACAUCCAGUACUCAAGGAAACAACUGAGGAUAGGCCCACAUACCAACCCUUACAAGCUGCUGCUGAAUCAAUUUAUAAAGGUGUAGAAGGAAAGGAAAGAGAAAAACCAAUAGUAGUCGAGAAAAUUGAGGAUAAAAGACCAUUGGCACAGUCUCCUGAAGUAAAACAUCCCGAACAAGUUACCGAAGCAGCCGAAGGAAAGCCUGUAAAACAAAGAUCACAGGUUAUGGGAGAGCCGAAACUGCAUAAAGACGUGGAGGAAAUGGUAAUAGAAGCACCUAUAGAAAAAAGAAAAUCUGUUUUACCAUCGACGGCAGUCCAAGAUCCAUCUCGUGCGAUAGAAGGAACAUUGCCCAAAGAAAUAUUGGACCUGUCUCCGGAAAUGAAACGUCAUGAAUUAAAGGAGCCACCUGGAACAGUAAGUCUUCCAAAAUCUCCAUCUAAUAGUGACUUAAUGCGUGAACUGGAUAAGUUAAGAAAACAAUUAGAUGAGAGUAAAGCUGAAAAUGCCAGCAAACCAUCAGAUAAGAAGGAUGACGAUAAACUUUUAAAAGAACUUGAAGAUCUGCGAAAGCAACUGGAAAACUGCAAGAGUGAAAUUGGAGAUUAUAAAGCACAACUUGGGGACAAAUCUGAGCAACAAAAGCAAUUUGGAGAUGAGAAACAGUCUGGGGAAGCCGCGCCAGCUCUUACAAAAGAAAACGCUGAUUUAAAGAAGCAACUGGACGCAUUAAAAGAACAGCUGGCUGAAAAACCAGAAAAGAAAGAACCCAAAGAGAGUGACUAUUUGACGCAAGAAAAUAAUGAUUUGAAAAAUCAAUUAGAACAAAUGAAAAAAGCAUUGGACCAAGCUAAAACUUUGCAAGAGUUGCCAAUAAAAGACGGUAAACAGGAUCCCGGUAAAGGAAUGCCGGAUGACUGGAGCAAACAACUAGAAAACUGUACCAACGAAUUGGACGAUUUGCGUAAACAGCUGGAAAACUGUCGUAAAGAUCUAGAAGCUCAGAAAAAGCUUAGUCCAAUUGAAUCAGCCCGUAAAGAAGAUUUCAAAUCUGAAAAUGAUGAACUACAGAAACAAUUAGAGGAUCUUAAGAAACAAUUAGCAAAAGAAAAAGAAAUGGCCAUCAAAGCUCCACCAGUCGCAAUCGAUUUAAAACCCGAAAAUGAUGAUUUACGAAAGCAAUUAGAAGACCUGAAAAAACAGCUAGCAGAAACAAAAAAUGACUUGGAAAAAGAACGCAGUACGCCAAAAGGAGAUUCUAGUGACAUUGACGAUUUAAAGAGGCAAUUAGAAGCUUUGAAGAAUCAACUAAAUGAAGCAAACAAAAAAUUAGAAGAAUGUGAGCAACAUUUAGAAAAUGAAAAGAAGAAACUAGAAGAAGAGAAAAAUAAACGGUUAUCCGCACUUACAGUAGCUCCAGCAGAUAAUAAGCAGGAAAUGGAUGAUUUGCUAAAACAGUUAGCCGAUGCUAAAAAACAAUUAGACGAAGAACGUAAAAAACCUAUGGAUACAAAACUGCCUGAAGUGGCCGCGGCUCCAACCGGCCCCAGUCAAAAAGACUAUGAUGAUUUGCUUGCGCAAUUGAAACACAGUCAAGCUGCAUUAGACUCGGAGAAAAAGAAGAUACCACCACCUACAAUGCAAGCACAGCAAGAUGCUGCAUCUACGCUCAAAACCCAGCCUCAAACUGUUAAGGAAGAUGCACAGGAGAAACCAACAAUUGCUCAAAUAGCUAAAGAACAACCAAUUGAAAUUGAAAAACCUACUACAGUAGCAGGUUUGCAAGGCACAAAAGGUCAACCCGAUGAAAAACCUAGUACAGUUGCAGGUUUGCAAGGCACAAAAGGUCAACCCGAUGAAAAACUUAGUACAGUUGCAGGUUUGCAAGGCACAAAAGGUCAACCCGAUGAAAAACCUAGUACAGUUGCAGGUUUGCAAGGCACAAAAGGUCAACCCGAUGAAAAACCUAGUACAGUUGCAGGUUUGCAAGGCACAAAAGGUCAACCCGAUGAAAAACCUAGUACAGUUGCAGGUUUGCAAGGCACAAAAGGUCAACCCGAUGAAAAACUUAGUACAGUUGCACGUUUGCAAGGCACAAAAGGCCAACCCGAUGAAAAACCUAGUACAGUUGCAGGUUUGCAAGGCACAAAAGGUCAUCCCGAUGAAAAACCUACUACAGCCUCAGCUUUGCAAGGCACAAAAAGUCAACCCGAUGAAAAACCUACUACAGCCUCAGCUUUGCAAGGCACAAAAGGUCAAUCCGAUGAAAAACCUAGCAUAGCACCAACAACUGCAUCAGCAACUAAAGAAGGUCAAUUAACAGCAAAACCCACGGCGCAACAAGCGGCAAAAGAACAAGCAUCUACUAAAGGUCCCACUGCGCAAACUGCUAGCGGUAAACCCGGAGAAAAACCAAGUACAGCACCAAAAACUGCAGCAAAAACUAAACAAGAACAGUUAACAGGAAAGCCCACUUCGCAACAAGCGCGGAAAGAACAAGUAUCUACUGCAGGUCUUACUGCGCAAACUGGUAAGGGUCAACCCGUUGAAAAAUCAAGCACAGCACCAACAACUGCAGCACAAGCUAAACAAGAACAAUUGACAGAAAAGCCCAAUUCUGGCACGACACGUCAAGAGGAUAAAGAACCAAGUAAGGAACCAACUUCUGAAGCACCAGUUACGUUAGAUACUCAACCUAAAAUACUUGAGGAAACAGCGGAAACGGCAACUGUACACGAUAGUAAAACUAAACUAAGCUCCAGAGCAAGUCAAACAGCAGCUUAUGAUUUAUCUAGCACACCAGCAAUAACGCAAAAAACGAAGCCUAUUGAAGGUCUGACAGCAGAUGAAGCCUUCAGGAAAACAGGAGAAAAACCUACAGCACCUACAGUUGCUGGCCCUACAACAGAGGCCGCUAAACUUGAAAACUAUAAAAAACGUCUUGCCGACUCUCAGCAAAGGAACUUUGAACAAAAGCUAUUACUUAAAGAAAGUAAGAUGAAACUACAACAACUCGAGAUAGAGUUAGAGAAAACAAAGAAGCAAAGCAUUGAGGCAAUCAAAUCCGCACGUGCCAGCUACGAACGUGAUAUUAUGAGCAUGCAGCAAAGCUACAUCGAAGGCAUUGAAACGUUGCAAGCUUCGCACGAGGAAUUAAUGAGUCAGGGCAAUGCUGAAAUGGAAGCUGAAGUCGAAAGCCUCAGGAAGGACGCGGUACAAAAGCAAGCAAAAAUUGAUGAACUACGAUGUAUCUGCUAUGAUUUAAAAAAAAAGAAAACCAAUUUAUGUCAGGUCCAGGUGCAAGCAAUGGACAUUCAAAUGGAAUGCGUAUGCGACGAUAUGUUGUUUGCAUAUUUGUUAAGGAAAAUUUUGUAUUGCGGGCUUGAGACGUUAACAUUUGAAGACUUGCAGUAUAUGCACACGAAGAUUUGUGAUGCUACGGCCAAGGUAAUGAGUUCUGCAAAAAUGAGUGAUUACUCAUUUGAACCAUGCAAUCCGUGCAACCCAUGCGACUACAGGUGCAGGCAAACAAAAGCACAAACACAAGUUGCAAAAUUACAAAUGGAAGUGGCACUUGAAAGACAACGUCUUGAAAGCUUAAAGAAAGCAUUGGAUAUUGAAAGAAGUACUCAAGCAUCCAUGGCGCAUCAUUAUCAGCGUCAAGCUAAGAUUUAUGCACCCGUAUAUGGUGCCUACCAAGCUCAAACUGCAAGAAGAUAUUCGACAAUUGAUGAUAAUUGUCGUUGCUUAAGUCAAGUUGAUUUGAACUUACGACGAAGAACACAUUUAGACUCAGUUCAAGAACAUCAAUCUAGCACUGUAUUGAAAUAUUAACUAUGGGUAUGAAAAAAAAACGCAAGAAUUCACUUUUGGUGAACUACGAUAAAUUUAAAGGUUAUCCAUCUAACUAUUUCAUUUGAACACAAAAUUGUGCACAGCGUGCUUUGUAUUUACACUAUAAUAUAGAUUUUUAAACAACUACCAAA
This is a messenger RNA of Dalotia coriaria, 10226 nucleotides long. RefSeq names its product titin homolog. NCBI's taxonomy places the organism in Eukaryota, Metazoa, Arthropoda, Insecta, Coleoptera, Staphylinidae. The coding region runs from base 193 to 10074 and encodes 3293 amino acids. The record is from RefSeq and is a predicted model, not a curated record. The transcript has 12 exons.